GCUCCAAUUGUGGUCAAAGGACAGAGCAGCAUCCUUGUUUUAGAUCGCAGUGUUUCCUCACUACCACUCACACACUCCAAAUCAAAACUCUUUUUGACACCUAAAUCCUAAAUGUCACCACUUUUGUCUUAGCCUCACCUCACCGUCUCAACUUCUUCUCACUUAUCGUUACUCCUUCCCUUUUAUCUUCAUUCGGCAGGUUGCCUGCCCUUGCUAUCUGGAAAAGACAAAUCAGGAGUUUCCAGGUAGUUUAAGCAUGAUAAAACGGUUUCCAAGUAGAAACAAUAGGUCCAAAGGCAUCAAGGUAAAACAUGUUCUCCAAAUUAUUCUGUUGGUUGGUGUUUGCUUCUGGUUGAUCUUCCAGGUUAAGCACAAUCAUGAUAAGAAGAAGGAAUUUGACAAGAAUGAUGCAAAACUGUCAGUCAGAAGACAGACAGAUGAGAUUCUGAAACUUGGUAGAAGAGACCUUCAUCCGGAUAAGGUUGAGGUAAAUCAGAAUGAAAAGCGUGAGGAAGAAGAGGAGGAUGAACAUAUUGAAGAGGAUGAGGAAAAUAAGCAUGACCACAAUGAAAGAGAAGAAGGAAACAUGCAUGAUACUGAAGAGCAUGAAGAUAACAAGCAUGAAGGGAGAGAACAAGAGGAAGAAGUUAAACAUGGAGCAGAAGAACAGGAGGAAGAUGAAAACAAAAGUGAAGAUGCGGAAGAUGAAGGAAGAAGAAUAGGAGACGGUGAGAUAGAUGAAAAUGAUCAAGAGAAAUCUGAGGUGGAUACUGAUCGUGAUGAUGAGUUCUUGGAUGAAGAGAAAGAAAAAGAAGAAGAGGGUGAUGAGAAGGAUAACGAAAACGAGGAUGAGGAGAAAGGGGGCUUUGUUGAAAACGACAACAAUCAUGAGGCUCGGGAGGAGCAUUACAAGGGGGAUGAUGCUUCUAGUGCUGUGGCUCACGACACUCAUGCAACUGGCACUGAAACCGAGACAUUUAGUUUGGAAAACUCUGAUGAAAACUUAGAAACAAAUAUUACAAAACCAGAAAACGAAAAAACUGAUUCAGACAAAGGUAGCAAGAAUCAAAAUGAUUCUGAUUUGAAGGUUACAGAAGGUGAAGUGAUAGACAUGAUUUCUUCAAAUGCAACUGCUGGUAAAGAGACUGGAAAUAAAAGUUUGUCCAACCCUGUGGAUAGCUCAUAUCAAAAUAAAACAGCAAACUAUGACAGCAACUUGGAAUCAAGCAGUAACCUGACAGUAACAAUCGCUGAAACAAGCAAUAACCUGACUGAAGCUGGUGCUAACACCUCAGGUUCAUCUGAACAGAAUAAAUCAGUGAUAUUAUCUGAAGCUGACCACACUCAAAAUACCACGAUGAACACAACAAUCACUGGAGAUGUCAAAAAAGUUCAAACAGAGGGACUAGAGCAGAGUGGCAAUAGAAUUUCUGAGGAAAGCCUGCCUGAUACUGAUUCAACAGUCUCUGUUAAAACUGAGAAUGGAGAUGCAGCUGCACAAGAAUCUUAUAAUCUGGGGGCUGGUGAAUUAGAGAAGACAAACAGAUCUGUAGCUUCAAAUGAAACUCAGAACACUUCCAGAAAUGAGAGCUCGGAUACUUCUGAAAGUGACGAGUCUAAAGGUGACUCUGAAAUGAAUGAAACAAAUGAAACUCAGAAUGUUGAUGCCACAGAAGAUGAGAUGUUCAAAGGUGACACUAAAACAGGUGAAAGUGAUGAAACAUCAGACUCUUUCUUUGCCAAUGAAACUUUGGAUUCAGUUGAACAUGAUGCCAUUGAUUCUUCUGAUACUCAUAUCCACGAGGAUGUGGCUGAGGCUCAAACUGAUCUUGAUACAUUGCCAGAUAUCAGGAAUGAAGGAGAUAAUAGUGAUGAAACUGCAGCAGAGUAAAUUGGAUAGAAAGCCGUUGAGUUCUUGAAAAGGGCUUUUCAGUUUUUCUUCCGAUCCUGUUUACAUGGAAGUUCGAGCUAGCUGUUAGAACCUGUUUGCUUGACUCAAAAAUGUGUCAAGACUAGAUCUUUAAAGGUAUGGUGAACGUAGUUUAGUGGAUAUUUUUAUGAUUGUUUCAAGGUCUGGCUAUGUAUAAUUUAUUUCUACAUUCAUCUAUCUACCACAAUUGUUUCCCUUAUUUGCAUGUGAACUUCUGGUUUUUCUUUUUCUUUCCUUACUAGAGAGGAGUGCAAAUGCCAAAUAAGGUAAAAUAUUAAUUGACUGAAAAUUAUAAAAUGUUCUGUAGUGGAUAACAAUGAGAAGUAACAAGUAUGAUGUAUAGAGGAAAAUGUAAAUUUGAUGUAUUGCUGUUGUUGUCAUUGAAUUUGUUGGAAUGUUAAGAAUUGGGCUUUGU
Abrus precatorius (Indian licorice) is the source of this 2345-nucleotide messenger RNA. Its product is annotated as dentin sialophosphoprotein-like. Bases 257 to 1891 code for a protein of 544 amino acids. The transcript has 2 exons. NCBI's taxonomy places the organism in Eukaryota, Viridiplantae, Streptophyta, Magnoliopsida, Fabales, Fabaceae. The record is from RefSeq and is a predicted model, not a curated record.